Molecule: messenger RNA, 6463 nt
Organism: Astyanax mexicanus (Mexican tetra)
Lineage: Eukaryota; Metazoa; Chordata; Actinopteri; Characiformes; Acestrorhamphidae
Gene: irs2a
Product: insulin receptor substrate 2a
Exons: 2
Coding region: 171-3596 (1141 amino acids)
Biological process (GO): insulin receptor signaling pathway
Cellular component (GO): plasma membrane; cytosol
Molecular function (GO): phosphatidylinositol 3-kinase binding; insulin receptor binding
Source: RefSeq, a predicted model, not a curated record
AUGUAAAUCUUCACGCUCGACCAAUGAAUCCAAUGAGCACCUCUCGCUCGGUUUGACUGACAGGCACGCCUCCCCCCUCCCGCUCCGCUUCCCUCCUGAGCGGACGCACCGCCUUAUAUGACUGUGUGUUUUCUCUACUGGUCAAAGCUGGGAUGUGUGUGUAACGUCACAUGUUGUUUUUCCUCUUUAGUUCAGUCAUUCCGAGAGAGGAGCUAUUCUGCAGUGAACUUUUUGGCGGAGAGAGAAGAGCGAGAGAGCGCGCUGAGAGCAACUCCUACCCAACGUUAACUUGGUGGGAUUUUCUGGGAUCUUCUCAUCUGCGCAGGAAAAUCAACUUGCAGUCAGUAGCUGAGAAGCAAGUGUUGUUUUGUUUUUUUCCACGCGCGAGGAUGGCGAGCCCGCCGCUUCCGGCAGGCACGUCGUUAUCAAAUGUCAACAUGAACUCAAACCACGUCAAGAAGACUGGAUACCUCAAGAAACAGAAGCACGGACACAGGAGGUUUUUCGUGCUCAAAGAGCAAGGGGACGGCUCCCCAGCACGGCUGGAGUACUACGAGAGCGAGAAGAAGUGGAGGAAUAAAGCAGCAGCAAAGAGAGUCAUAUCUCUGGACUCGUGUCUGAGCAUAAACAAGCGCGCCGACGCGAAGCACAGACACCUGAUAGCCCUCUACACCAAGGACGAGUAUUUCGCCGUCGCUGCCGAAAACGAGCAGGAGCAGGAAAGCUGGUACAUGGUCCUGACCGACUUGAUGAGCGAGGGCAAAGUGUAUGACAGUGCUGUGUCCAGUUCUGCUUCCUCUCUGGUGGGCUUUGACGAGGGCAACUAUGGUAUGAUCACCCCAGCUAAUGCUGCUUACAAAGAGGUAUGGCAAGUAAACUUAAAGUCUAAAGGACUGGGGCACACCAGAAACAUCACUGGGGUUUACAGGCUGUGUUUGUCAAGCCGCUCAAUCAGCUUUGUAAAACUUAACUCUGAGGUUGCCUCUGUCAGUCUGCAGCUGAUGAACAUCAGGCGAUGUGGCCACUCUGACAGCUUCUUUUUUAUUGAGGUGGGCAGGUCUGCCUCCACAGGACCAGGGGAGCUUUGGAUGCAGGCUGAUGACUCUGUGGUGGCGCAAAACAUUCACGAGACAAUUUUAGAGGCUAUGAAAGCCAUGAAAGAGCUAUCAGAGUUCCGGCCACGCAGUAAAAGCCAGUCUUCAGGUUCCAACCCCAUAUCUGUGCCCACCCGGCGGAACUUAAACAAUCUGCCCCCAAGUCAAACAGGGUUAGUGAGAAGGUCAAGGACAGACAGCGUGGCAGCCACAUCCCCUGUCACCAAGUUUGCUUCCUGUAGGAUACGCACAGCCAGCGAGGGAGAGGGCACCAUGGCACGGCCAGUGUCCAUGUCAAUAUCAGAGAAUGGAAGCCCUAGCAUUGCAAGCCAUACCCACAUGUGCAGAUCCAACACAGUUUCAGUUGGCUGCCGGACAUCAGAACCAUCGCUCCUGCAUCACAGCAGAUCCAUGUCCAUGUCUAUGCCGAUGUCUCAUUCACCUCCUCCUGCUGUAAGCCCACUGAGCCUCUCCUCUACUAGCAUGAAUGGCUCAACCUCCUCAACGGUACACAAACCUUCCAGCUGCAGUGGCUCUGUCUCAGGAUCGCCCAGUGAUACCGGCUUCCUGUCAUGUGACGAUUAUGGAUCCAGCCCAGGAGAUGUAAGGUACAACCCAUUGAAUCGUAGCAAUACUCCCUCAUCUUUCUCAGGCACGCCCCCAUCCCGUGAAGGCAGUGAGCUCUGUGGUUAUAUGAUGAUGGACAAUCAAUCUAGCCACUCUUUGAAUAAGAUCCAAGAAUCCAGCAGAGAGAAUCUAGAUAUGGAAAAGUCAUAUAGGAAGAGGACAUACUCCCUCACAACACCACGGCAACCCAGGGCCCCCUCCCAGCAAUCAUCAGCAUCACUUGAUGAAUAUAUGUUAAUGAGGGCUGUGUACACUAAUGGCCAUUCAGGGCAAAACACACAUUCUGCCUCACCAAAGGUCUCUUACCCUGAGGAUUAUGGUGACAUUGAAAUUGGCUCCAGCAGAAGCUCCAGCAGUAACCUAGGCAAUGAUGGUUACAUGCCCAUGACACCUGGUGUGGCACCACAAGGCAGCAAAAAUGACCCUUACAUGCCCAUGAGUCCAAUGAGCGUCUCAGCUCCCAAACAGAUCAUCAACCCCAGGUCUCACUCUCAGGGUGCAGGCUGCAGAGGGACAACAAAUUCCCCAUGUGGCAGUUCCAUGGAGGACAGUGGCUAUAUGAGGAUGUGGUCUGGUUCCAAGUCCUCGUUGGAGAGCUCAGAUGGCAGAGUGGCAAAUGGAGAGUAUAUGAACAUGUCACCUGUUGAACCAUACGUCUCACCCACACCACCUGAUUAUUUCCUUGGUGGGUCUGAGCCAGCACAGCGGCCAUCACCUUCUUUGAGCUCACGCUCCAACAAACACCAAGGUACUAAAAGAGAAGAGGAUCAGUAUGUUUUAAUGAGCCCACAGAGCCACAGGCCAUCUGAUGAGUCCAACUACUACACCAUGUCAGCAGCAAAUCCUGGGCCUUUGCUGCCCAGCCCCUCAACCCUGCCCCCACUCAGGCACAGCCGCAAUGAUGGCCUAUCACACAGAGGGCGAGCCAACAGGCCCAACAGGUUAUCUCUGGACACUCUGAGGAUGCUCCCAAGCAUGAAUGAGCAUCCCCUCCCCUGUGAACCCAAAAGCCCAGGGGAGUAUAUCAACAUAGACUUUGGUGAAAAUGCCCGGUAUUCCUUGCCCUUGGGAUCUGUGGAGAGCCAGGGUUCCUCUCCAAGCCUCAGCAGCAUGAGACGGAGAUCUCCCCUCUCUGACUACAUGAACCUUGAACUCAACUCGCACUCACCAAAAUCAGGGGAUAUCCUCGCUAGCCCCUUGCAUGAGAUCCCUGAGCUCACCAACUGCCCGUGCCCAUCUGAAGAGGGCGCAUAUUUCCCUGUUGAGUCGAGGGGCUCUCCAUGCCCACCUGGCACAGGUAAAGACGAUUAUGCUGAGAUGAAGUUUGACGACACACACAUCUCUCCAUCCUUCAUCUCUGAAAACAGGGAAGGUGUUGCUGCAAGCCCUGCCAGCAGGGUGAAGAGGCUUACCCUAGGUGACAAGGGCAUGCCAAGUAUUGGGGCGUUCCUGUUGCCCAGUGCCUCUGUGGACCCCAAUGGAGGGGCGAAGGUGAUCCGAGCGGAUCCUCAUGGUCGGAGGCGGCACAGUUCGGAGACCUUCUCGUCCACCACCACGGUCACGCCUGUGUUUCCUUCCUUCGCUCACAGUUCCAAGCGGCACAGCUCUGCCUCUGUCGAGAACGUCUCGGUCCGGAGCAGCGAGGGUUCUGAUGAGGAGUCUGGCAGCCCUAUGUGCAGAGAGACCUCCACUGGGUACCAGAAUGGUCUGAACUAUAUCGCCUUAAACCUCAUGGAGAACAGAGAACUGAGAAACUGUGACAGUAUGAUGGGCUUCAAGACGGUCAGUAGCUGCAAAGGAGGAAUUAAUGGAUUACACACCAGUCCAUAUGUGUCCCUGGGAUUCAAGGAGACGGUGACCACUGUAAAAGAUUGAUCUCCUCGGAUGAUCAUCUUCCUCCUCAGACUGUACCCUGGGACUGCGGGAAGUGGUAUCGAAAACCCGUGACCAGAUCCAGCCGCCGCCCCCACCUCCGCUGUGGCUGAACCAUGCUGCUGUAAAUGAACUGAACUUUAACCUGCGAUCCCUCACCCUUUGCCUGAGUUCCCGAGGGCUCAAGUCAUGAUCCUAUUCCAGGCUGGCCACUUUAAACAUGGACAUAAGCAGGGACUGCACGACCCGCUCUGUCCUACAGGAACUGCGAAUUGCUGCUUCAUAGGUGACGACAGUCACAAAGUUGUCUCAACUUGUACGUUGUAUACUUUGUAUUUUUUUUUUUGUUGGUGGUGUUGUUGUUGUUAACACCUAAAUUAUAUUUGGUUGGACUUCUGGGUAGUAAUUGGAGUACAACCACCUACCCCUCACCCCUUCACCUCCUUAACCCUUUACACCCCUACCCCCAAAAGCAAGCCCAGAAUCUGUAAUAUUUACUUACCAUAGACCAUAAAAAGGUACAUAUUUAAUGUUCUAUAUUUAUUUAUACCUAGUACGAAGUUGUGGUGAGACUUUACGAUUUCACUUUUGUUUUGUUGAUUAACAACAGUGACCCAAGAAACUGCUACAAGUCCUACCUCAGGAAAAGACAGUCUAUUACGAUGUACAAAAUUCUGAGAUAAUGCAGAUUUACGAUUCUUUACUUUUUUUCUUCUUAAUUUCAGUGUUCUUACAUGACCAAUCCAAAGCCUUAUUCUCUAAAGUCAAAUAUAGAAUUUUAUUAAAGAAAACUGUAUUGUUAUUUGGACCUAGAUUAUAUAUAAAAAGAGAGUAAAAUGUUUUAUUGUUUAUCUACAAAAUGAUCUAGUUUGUCUAUAUUUUUUAUAGAAUCUUAAUUUAUUUCACACCAACUAGUUCAUGAAUUGAUGAGUUCCUAUAAAUAAAUAUAUAUAUUAUAUAAAAGAGGCCACCCAAGAUGAGAGAAUAUCCAGAAUAUGCAAAACGUACCACUAAAAUAUACUCAUUAUGUGGUUAUUGCACAUAACAAUAAACAAAUGCCUACACUCACAAUGAUAAAUAAAGAGGUAAAUAUUAUUUUUUAUGACCAAUUCUAUAUUCUAGAGUUCUAUACUGUAAUGUGUUAAAUAUAAUGCUAUAAGCAGCUUGGAGUAGCUAUGUACAGGUGCCCAAAUUUACUCCAACAUCUUCAUCUUAUUGACCACCGUACCAUAGCCGCUACUGUAUACCUCCACUGUACCUUCUGUUUUUGGUUAUCUACAUCUGUAUCUUUGAUGGUGAUGUGCUCAGUGGUGGCACAAAUGGCAAGGAGACUUUUUACGGGUGUUUUCACAUGGAUACUAUAGUUGGUUUUAACUACAAUCAGUUAACAAGUGAUUUAACCUCUUGAUUUAUUUAUUUUUUUUACACAAGCAAAGCUGUAACAAAUCACAUCACAGCUGUAGCUGUAGUAAUUAUCAGGGAAGAAAAUCAGACUAAACUGCACCUGAACAGCCGUUUAGCUAAAAUGUGAGGAGAACAUUUGAAUAGAGUGUCCUAUUCAGUUUGGACAGUAGGAUCAAAGUCAGAUCAUGUUCUCAGCACAAACAAACCGCCUAUGAGUUUGUUUAGGGCUGGACUGAGACCACUGAUUGCUGUAGCCUGCAGAAAUUAUCCGCACCAAGGGUGAAAACGAACUAGAGCCCAUGUGAAAACACUCUACAAGUGGAGACUUUAGUGGUAGGCCGCAACACAAGCACUUCACAGCAGGUUUUCCAGUUGUUGACUGUGGCUGGCGCUGGCCACGACUGUGAUAACUGUGACGCCACAGUGCCACUGCCAGCAGCAACUCUAGAUUGUAACACAUGACACAUUUGAAUGUAGAGCACGUAACCCACUUAUGAUGUGCUGCGAGAGGGCAGAGUAAACAACCCAGGAAGGCAGAGAUUAAUAACUGCACCAAAACAGGCCAGGCUUAUUUUCUCUUAGUGUUUUUCCCCUCUCUCUAAUUUUUCGAACUGUGUACAAAGCUAUUAUUAGAGGAACAUUUUUAGCAGGGGAGGAGGAGCAACUUUAGCAGGUCUCUUCCGGCUGAAAGGGAUUAGAACCUAAUCUCUGAAGUAAAUGGCAAAGCAGAGUAAACAAACAAACACCAAGUACGAAAAAACUAAAGGUUUCUCAGUCGACAGCUGUGAUCCUUCAGUCUGAGCACUAAUGUAUAUUUUUGCCCAUACCACACAUUCUUCUUUUCUUAUAGGCCAAAAACUAAAUAUAUAAAACUAAAUAAAUAAAAAAUAAUGAGAGAUUCAUGACCUAAAGGCACUUUAUUACUUUGUUAUAUAAGCAACUCUGUAACAAAAAAAAACUAACUAAAAAAAAUCAACUACUACUUGAUUCUGAGGGGAGAUCCUGCUUUUAGGUACCAUCUAUCCAAAAACCUCUUUAUAUGCAAUAUUUACACUUACACACAAAGCGAAUUAGUUUACAAAGUGGAACCAAAUGUAUAAAGACUCUGUUAAUAUAUUUGUUGAUGAGAGAUUUUGCAAAAAAAGAGAGAGCGAGAGUGAGAAAGAGAUCGACUAUAUGCUGUUAAUGCUGUUUGUACAUUUCUUUCUGCCAACUUUUUGAACUUUUUUUGCUUUAACCUAAAAUACAGAAAAAAACAGUGUUCUUGAAUAUAUAAAAUAUUUGCAAGGUCUGAUUGAACAUGCUGUGUCUUCCAGUGUACAAAUGUCAUAUACUGUUGGUCGUGAUGCUAUAAUGCUAUUAAGAGAUCAUUUGAAAUAUCUUAGUUGAAUAUACAUUUUAUUUGUGUUGAAAAGGGUAGUCACAUGCAAUAAUGAAAUAAAUAUUAUUAUUAUUUAAGGCAAAUA